UCACAGGGAAAGCGAGCUGGCGUCAUGGCGGCGGAUUCUGCUCCGAAGGUUAUAUUUGAACAUGAAGGAGUCUUCAUUCAGCCGAGCAGUGAUGAAGACGGGAUCGAGCAGGAUUUGCUCUUUUCUGGGUCACUGCGGAUUGUUGACAAGGAUGGUGAAAUCACGGUGGAGUACAAACCUCUGGAAGACACCGUCGACUCAUCAAGCAUGUUGUGUGCUGGAAAGGACUCCAGCUCUGUGGUGGAGUGGGCUCAGUGUCCGGGAGACAAGCCUCAGCUGUUAGAGACACAGCAGAGCUACGAGACCGAGUGGGACAUGAUCAACGCUGUUUCCUUCAAGAAGAAACCCUGCACGAACGGAGAGGGCUCCUUGAACCACAGCAACGAGAGGAGCAGGUGGGCGUUCAGCUUCAGCCUCAGUGACCAGUCCGUCACAGUGAAAGAGGAAGGCUGGUCCAUCCUGAUGUUCAAACUGAAGGAGCCGUCGUCACCUCACCGCCCGCUCUUCAACUUCCACCAGGGCGGCAGCAGAGAGUUCAUGGACAGCCUGAGGAGAUUCGCUCUGCUCAGCGAGUCCCCUGAUGAUGCAACGUGUCUGUUAGUCAGCACACCGAACAAGGCUUUGUCUCAAUCCUUCGAAAACCUCAUGGACGACAACAACUACACGUUGGCCGGCAAGUUGAGGAGGGAACCGUAUCUGACCACGAUGGGCGGCUUCUCUAAAGUCACCAACUACCUGUUCGACGUUAUCCGGGGAACAGAGGAGCAUCAACAGCGGCCGCCGGAAGAAGUGGCCGACCUGCUGGGUGAAAUCAUCCCGGGACUAGAGAUCAACCAGCAGGAGGAGCCGGGCUUCGAGGUCAUCACCAGGGUCGACUUGGGAACGAGGCCGCAGGUGAGGAGGAGAGAACCGCUGUCUGCAGAGGAGUGGACCAAACAUCAGGAUCAGGAGGGAAGGAUGCUCAACGUGCCUCACCUCAAACACCUCAUCUUCAAAGGGGGACUCUGUCACGCGCUGAGGAAAGAGGUGUGGAAGUUCCUGCUGGGAUAUUUUCCGUGGAACAGCACGCUGGAGGAGAGGAAAGUCCUGCAGAGAGCCAAAACUGACGAAUACUUCAGGAUGAAGCUGCAGUGGAAGUCCGUCAGCGAGGAACAAGAGAGGAGAAACUCCAGACUCAGAGACUACAGGAGUCUGAUCGAAAAAGACGUGAACCGAACAGACAGAACAAACCGGUUCUACGAAGGCAUCGAUAACCCCGGUCUGGUUCUCCUCCACGACAUCCUGAUGACGUACUGCAUGUUCGACUUCGACCUCGGUUACGUUCAGGGGAUGAGCGACCUGCUCUCACCGAUCCUCUACGUGAUGGAGAACGAGGUCGACGCCUUCUGGUGUUUUGUCUCCUUCAUGGACCAAAUGCACCAGAACUUCGAGGAGCAGAUGCAAGGCAUGAAGACUCAGCUGAUCCAGCUCAGCACUCUGCUCAGACUGCUCGACUUGUCUUUCUGGAAUUACCUCGAGUCUCAGGAUUCAGGUUAUCUGUACUUCUGUUUCCGCUGGCUGUUGAUCAGAUUUAAGAGGGAGCUCAGCUUCCAGGACGUCCUGCGACUCUGGGAGGUGAUGUGGACGGGUCUUCCCUGUCAGAACUUCCACCUGCUGGUCUGCUGUGCCAUCCUCGACUCCGAGAAACAGAAAAUCAUGGAAGAGAAUUACGGCUUCAAUGAAAUCCUCAAGCACAUUAACGAGCUUUCAAUGAAACUGGACAUCGAAGAAAUCCUUCAGAAAUCCGAAGGCAUCGGCCUGCAGAUCAGGAGGUGUAAGGAUUUGCCAAACUCUAUCAGCAGCAUCUUGGGCUUCGACAGAGAAGCUCGCGGCUCCGACCCGACGGACCCCGACUCGCCUCCGACCGUCCGACCGACCCGCCGACAGCAGGACGCCAACGGCUGCUCCAACGGCCACGGACACUUACGAGAAACCUCUCACAACAACAGCUGCAAAGUUGCCUUCAUAUCAUAGUGAACAGCAGAGACUGACUCAGUGACGCCUCCUCCCCUUCCUCCUUCCUUCCUUCUUUCCUUCCUCCUCCUCCUUUAUC
Scomber japonicus (chub mackerel) is the source of this 2092-nucleotide messenger RNA. It is a transcript of the gene tbc1d15, whose product is annotated as TBC1 domain family, member 15. Lineage: Eukaryota; Metazoa; Chordata; Actinopteri; Scombriformes; Scombridae. Gene Ontology annotation, molecular function: GTPase activator activity. Gene Ontology annotation, biological process: activation of GTPase activity. The record is from RefSeq and is a predicted model, not a curated record.